CUCUAAGCAUUUUCCCUUUGAAAUUUUCAAACUAAUUAAAUAGUUACCAAAACAAAAAGAAGAAGGGCAGAAUAGUCAAAAGAGAAAACUCGCGCGUCAACGUUGGCGUCGUCUUGCCAAACUUUGCCAAUAAUAAUAAUUAGACUUCUGCACUUUCUCACGAACCUCUCUGUCUCGUCCAUUACUUAAAAACCAAAUCUUUCAUCAUCUUCCUUCACCAGUUGACUCUCUUUCAAUCUAUCUCUGAAUCUCUCACUCUCCUACCCGAAAACCAUGAACUCCAACGACCAGGAUCCGAUUCCGUUCAGACCCGAAGACAACAACUUCUCCGGUUCCAAAACCUACGCCAUGAGCGGCAAAAUCAUGCUAAGUGCAAUAGUAAUCCUCUUCUUCGUCGUCAUUUUAAUGGUCUUCCUCCAUCUUUACGCUCGUUGGUAUCUCCUCCGUGCUCGUAGACGUCAUCUCCGUCGUCGUAGCCGUAACCGUCGCGCUACGAUGGUUUUCUUCACCGCUGAUCCUUCCACCGCCGCAACUUCCGUCGUCGCUUCACGUGGACUUGAUCCAAACGUUAUUAAAUCUCUUCCUGUUUUCACUUUCUCCGACGAGACUCAUAAAGAUCCGAUCGAAUGCGCCGUUUGUUUAUCGGAAUUCGAAGAGAGCGAGACGGGUCGGGUUUUGCCCAAUUGUCAACAUACUUUUCAUGUUGAUUGUAUUGAUAUGUGGUUUCAUUCUCAUUCCACUUGUCCUCUUUGUCGAUCUCUCGUUGAGUCUCUCGCCGGGAUUGAAUCAACGGCGGCGGCGAGGGAGAGGGAAGUUGUGAUUGCGGUUGAUUCUGAUCCGGUUUUGGUAAUUGAACCGAGUUCUAGCUCUGGAUUGACGGAUGAACCACAUGGAUCUGGAUCUUCUCAGAUGCUGAGGGAAGAUUCCGGGAGAAAACCGGCGGCGAUUGAGGUUCCGAGGAGGACUUUUAGCGAGUUUGAAGAUGAGUUGACUCGGAGAGACUCGCCGGCGAGUCAGUCGUUUAGGUCUCCGAUGAGUCGGAUGUUAUCUUUCACUCGGAUGUUGAGUAGAGAUAGAAGAAGCGCUUCGUCUCCUAUCGCCGGAGCUCCGCCGCUAUCGCCGACGUUAAGCUGCCGGAUACAGAUGACCGAGUCAGAUAUCGAACGGGGAGGAGAAGAGAGUAGGUGACUUGUCACGUGUUGGUGUCUGAUUGGUUUAAUGUUAACCGGGAGUAAAAAAAGGAAUUACUACAAGUCAACAGGCUUUUGUCUAGGUGUUGAUUUCGGCGCCCAAGGACACGUGGCGUAAACUGAGCUUCCAGGAAUCAAUAUUCACCGUCUAUUAUGAUUAGAUAGGUUAGAUAGAUUUGUGUAACGAUGUACAAAGUCAUCUACAAUAUUGAAUCUAUUUCCAUUUAUUUUACCAUAUUCUUUUUUUUUUUAUAAUUUUCGAAGUUCUACAAACUCUUUUAUGUAAAACACAAUCCAAUGGUCAUAAUUGUGAUAAAGACUUUGCAUAAUUUUUCCUUUAUUUAUUACCGAUUUAAUGUCUUCACUCUUCACUACUUAAUUAUGA
This is a messenger RNA of Arabidopsis thaliana (thale cress), 1575 nucleotides long. It is a transcript of the gene ATL2, whose product is annotated as TOXICOS EN LEVADURA 2. The record is from RefSeq and is marked reviewed. Bases 274 to 1188 code for a protein of 304 amino acids. Gene Ontology annotation, cellular component: membrane. Gene Ontology annotation, molecular function: ubiquitin protein ligase activity; transferase activity. NCBI's taxonomy places the organism in Eukaryota, Viridiplantae, Streptophyta, Magnoliopsida, Brassicales, Brassicaceae. The transcript has a single exon. Gene Ontology annotation, biological process: protein ubiquitination.